Messenger RNA from Candidula unifasciata, 308 nucleotides. The record is from the annotation of a GenBank genome assembly. NCBI's taxonomy places the organism in Eukaryota, Metazoa, Mollusca, Gastropoda, Stylommatophora, Geomitridae.
UGUGUAGCCUGCCAGCUGAAACGGGAAAUUGUAGGGGUUACUCCCUUCAGUACUUUUACAACUCAACAUCUAGAGCAUGUGAACAGUUCGUUUAUGGAUUAUGUGGUGGCAACGCCAACAGAUUUCCCAAUAUCGCUGCUUGUAAAUCUGCAUGCCAAAGAGGGAACCUGGUGGGUUACUCCCUUCAGUACUUUUACAACUCAACAUCUGGAGCAUGUGAAACGUUCGUUUAUGGACUGUGUAAUGGCAACGACAACAGAUUUCCCAAUAUCGCUGCCUGUCAAGCUGCAUGCCAGAGAGGGAACCCG